Drepanopeziza brunnea f. sp. 'multigermtubi' MB_m1 is the source of this 543-nucleotide messenger RNA. The record is from RefSeq and is a predicted model, not a curated record. NCBI's taxonomy places the organism in Eukaryota, Fungi, Ascomycota, Leotiomycetes, Helotiales, Drepanopezizaceae.
AUGGAGGAGCACAGUCUGCAGCAGGAUGAGGCUGUUGAUGAUGAGGAGUGUGCUCAAGAUGGGGAGUAUGCUCAGGAUGAGGAUGAAGAUAAUCAUGAUAAAUUUAGGGGCUCAGAAUUUCGGGCAAAGUAUCUGGAAGUGGGAGAGGGGAAAUGGAAAGGGGCAAAAUGUUUUAAGGAAAGAUGCAGUGCGUGGAUUAAGAGGAAAAAGGGGGAUAUUGAGGUUCUAGUUUGGGAGUGGCAAUGGAAGUCGAGUUUUGCGAAGAGAGAGAGGCAGGAGAGGAAGGAGUCCAAGGACAGGGAGGUGAAAGCUGACAGGAAAGAACAAGACCGCCCCAGGAAGUGGGGUAGAGACAAGAAAGUGACCGGAUGUGCGAAAACGAGGGCGACAGAAGUAAAGGGGUGGUGGAAAUGGCAUGGCGUGGGGUGUUUGACACCAGAGGCUGGUAACGAGAGAGGAUCUAGUAAGAGGGCGAUUAGGGAUGGAGAGGCCUUUGUGGAUAGGAGCGAGAUGCAGGAGGGGAUGGAGAAAGGACAAGAGUGA